This is a messenger RNA of Cladophialophora yegresii CBS 114405, 1233 nucleotides long. RefSeq lists its product as uncharacterized. Gene Ontology annotation, cellular component: fungal-type cell wall. The transcript has 6 exons. Lineage: Eukaryota; Fungi; Ascomycota; Eurotiomycetes; Chaetothyriales; Herpotrichiellaceae. The record is from RefSeq and is a predicted model, not a curated record. Gene Ontology annotation, biological process: fungal-type cell wall organization. Gene Ontology annotation, molecular function: structural constituent of cell wall. Bases 1 to 1233 code for a protein of 410 amino acids.
AUGCGCACAUUCGCUCUCAUCUCGGCGUUGGCCGCCACGGUCCUCGCCUCACCUAUGCCACAAGGAGUGACCUCCCAGAUCGCUCCAUCCUCCCCUGCCCCCGAAGGUUGCUCACCCUCGUUCAGCGGCAGCUUUGGAAUCACAGCUGUGAAUGUCUCUUCCUCGGCAAAGCGGGAUCUUCAGUCGCGACAAGAUACCGUCCUCACUCUGACCCUUAGCGAUUCCGUCCUGACGGACCAAGCUGGUCGCACAGGAUACAUCGCAUCCAAUUAUCAGUUCCAAUUUGACGCCCCUCCCCAGGCUGGCGCCAUCUACACGAGCGGCUUUUCUGUCUGCUCGAAUUACAGCCUUGCCUUGGGUGGCUCUGCUAUUUGGUAUCAGUGCUUGAGCGGCAAUUUCUACAACCUUUACGACCGCAACUGGGCGCCUCACUGUGUCCCGAUCUACCUUUACGCCCUUACGUCCUCGGCUCCUGCCAGCACCGCUGCCGUUCCCACGGUCAGCCAACAGGCCGAUGGUCAACCCGCUGCGACUUCGGCUGCCACUCAGCUCUCGGACGGACAGCCGCAGGCACCCACUGGGGCUCCAGCCACGCAGCUAACUGACGGACAACCCCAGGCACCCACUGGAGCCCCGGCCACCCAGCUGAGCGAUGGCCAACCACAAGCCCCAGCAGGAACGCCUGUGACGGUGCUCUCAGACGGUCAGCCCCAGGCACCCACUGGUGCUGUGACGGUGCUCUCAGACGGCCAGCCUCAGGCUCCCACCGGUGCCCCAGCGACCCCUGUGACGCCUCAGGCUCCCACCGGUGCCCCAGCGACCCCUGUGACGGUGCUCUCGGAUGGCCAGCCCCAGGCACCCACAGGUGCCGUGACGGUGCUUUCAGACGGCCAGCCUCAGGCACCUACUGGUGCUGUGACGGUGCUCUCAGACGGCCAGCCUCAGGCUCCCACCGGUGCCCCAGCGACCCCUGUGACGGUGCUCUCGGAUGGCCAACCGCAGGCACCCACUGGCGCCCCAGCGACCCAGUUGAGCGAUGGCCAACCACAAAUUCCGACGGCAACCCCCGUGACGGUGAUGUCGGAUGGUCAGCCCCAGGCACCAACAGGUGUGGCCCCUGCCUCUACCAGCUCCGUCGCCCCAGCAGCGUAUACUGGCGCUGCCCACCGACCGGAAUUUGCUGGAAGCCUUGCAGCUGUGGCUGGUAUUGCCGGCCUCGUUGUGCUGCUUUGA